GCGAGCACGUUGGCAGUCGCGCUCGAGACGAGCUCAGUGACGGUGUGCCCAUGGAACUCACGCGCUCCGCUGUUCUCCCGUCACUGCCGGGACUCGGAGCUGACAGCCGCGCGUCUCAGACGACGCUAGUAUUACCCCGAAUGGACCACCCAAUCACAAUCGUCGAGGGACUUUGCACGUUGUAACUGCCAGUUGUGAGACUGUUUCGCGAAAGUUUCAUGAAAGCCAUCUACGUUUGAAGACAUGCCCUGCCCGUUACGUCGGAGUUCUUCAUCCAGAAGGCGGAAGCUGUGAGGGCGCACGUUCUAUAGCAUCCAAGGCCAACUUUACGAAACCAAACUUUGCGGUGAUAAGAGCUUGGCUACGCUCUCGUUGUGUGACCCAGCAAUCGUGCGUGACUGACUGUGACAGCGGGCGAACCGCAACCGACUCGAUCGUGUCCGUCCCCGCAGGACUUUGCAUCAGAUUGUUCGGCGGAGCGUCAGUAACACUGGAUAUCGCUCAGAGCUUGUUUUCUCUGUUUUUAUAAAGAAGACUUCCGCAAGAACGCUCGUACUGAACUUUUUCUUCGAAGUGUUUUUUGCAAUGCUGUGAUAUGCGUUACAUGACUGAACUGUUCCCGGCACCGCACGAAAUAACGGCAGAUACAGAGCGAAGAAACCGUCACAUCCUGCAACAGUAAUUAGAGGUACACCCGAAAGCUGCAGGAGAAGCCGCAUAGUGCUUUCCAAGGCUGGUCCUUUGCGUUCCUGACCAGGAGAGGCCAUGGAGCUGCACGUUGACCCAGAUCCCCCGGCUGUGAUUCCGCACUUCGGUGCACUUGGCACCAACUUCACUGCCCAGAACCGAGCUCCAAGUUUCCCCAACUCCAUCCUCUUGGACGAGUCGUCCGGUACCUUGCACUUUGUGCCAUCCGCAGAAGCAGACGCCGCUGCGUCCGCUUCUGUGGGCGGCGUAGAAGGCGGCCCGACGACGGCGUCGUCCAGCUACAUCACUCUCGAAGUUCACUACACCCUGCUUCUUAUCAUCAUGGUAUCGAGUGUCGCCGUCAACGGUCUCGUCUUCGUCCUCUUCUACCAGCGCCCGUCGGUGCGCAUGACGUCCAACAAGUUUGUACUCAACAUGGCCAUCGUACAUCUGCUGCAGACCUUCAUCGUCCUGCCAUUCGUGUUCGUGUCCAUUAUGUUUCAAGAAUGGAUAUUCGGCGACGUAUGGUGCAAGAUACACGGCACCGUGACCGUGUGUUUAACAAUGGCCAACGUCUUUUCCAUACUACUCAUAGCCGUCGAUCGGAACUGCGCCGUCAACAGUCCACUGCACUACUCAAUGACCAUCACAAAGAAGCGCACGAGCGGGCUCAUAGUUUCGACGUGGGUCUUCGCGGUGCUCAUUUCGGUGCCACCGCUCGUAGGUGUCUCAGAUAUCGAGUACCAGGAAAGCUGGGCCAUGUGUACAGUCACCUGGUACGACACCAGUCUGCUUACCAUAUCUUACUCGUGCGUCCUGUGCGUCGUGGGCUUCCUGCUGCCUUUCGUCCGGAUCACCUGGAUCUACGCGUCCAUGUUUCGCGCGGCUCGACGCAACAGCGCUCGCGCCCGGCUUCACAACAUCAACACCAGCAGCAACGAGAUGAGCCCGCCCCCGUCGGCGGGGCUGGAAGCGGGAAGCAAUCCUCCUCUGUACGUGCACAGGCGGGCGGCUUGGUCCAAGAGAACGUCUUCGUUAAGCCAGGCGUCGUCGCUCUUUGGUGACGAGUGGAAGGCCGUGCGCACUGGCGUUCUGGUCGUGGUGUCUUUCACGGCGUGCUUCCUGCCGUUUUUCUCCAUGACCUUGGUGGAGCCGCACGCGAGAACACGCAAGACCGCCCUGAGGAAUCUGCCGGCCAUCUCGAUGUUGUUCCUCUUCUGUUCCUCGCUCAUCAAUCCGUACCUGUACGUUAUCAGGAACAAGGUGAUGCGAAAGCACGUCCGCAAAAUGUUCACCUGCCUGAAGCGCAAGCCAAGCUUCUUUUCUCCUCGAGGCUACCACUACAGCCACCAGAGCCCUCCGCAGGAGCGAAAGUGCUCCGAAGAAAUAAGAGUGCCUGGAAGCACAGCGUCUUUGCGUUCGGGUGGCAGCGUCGAUUACCAGAGGCCCUUGGUGACGCAUUCCCUCUACCAGAACAAAUCCGGUGACUGGAGGAUCGUUAGCGUGACAACAGACCCAAGACGACCCCCUUCUCGCCGGUCGUCCCUGAUCUCUCAACAGCCACUGUGCGUAGAAGACAUGGCACAACAGCAGCAGCAGCAGCUCCAGCAAGAGCAGUCAUACUAUCAACACAAAUGCGGGCCCGGUCUACGCGGCGCUGCCAUUAGGAACGGCUUCUACAGACGCGCUUCCCUCGAUAGCUCCAAGAUCCUGUGCGCUCGUUAUCCCAGCACGCUCGAGAGGGAUCCGGAAAGCGCAUCGGUGAAGUUAUCUAGCGGCUCUGGAGGCGAUCGGAGCAUGUCCUUCCGCAUUCGUGGCCGCUUCGCCAACCGCGAGGAGUCAACCGAAACUUGCGACACGUCCUGCAACAGUAGUUACAGUCAGGAGGAAUGGGGUCGACACUUCAUCGACUCUUCGCAGCACAGGAGGGCAAGCAACGCUAGGCGCGAGUCGCAAAGCAGCGUAUCUGCUAUAGUCGAAAAUGUCGAAGUAUACCCGACACCACCAGGUUCUGCCAGCAUCGCGCAGGUACACCAUGCUGCGUCGACAGCAGCUGGAUACCCUUGCCGACCGGUGUUGAAACGAGGCCGGUCAUUCGCCUUUGACGAACACGAAAUGAGCGUGGCCUUUCCUCCGCAAAGGAUUUCCCAGUCCGGCGGGCUCCGGAAGUCCCGCUUUGCCGUGGCGAGGAACUCUCCAAAGCAUGGCUCCAGCGACACUACCACUACAACACUGGAAUCGUUGACGUCGACGGAGUCGCAAGACCUUCCUAUCAUCGCGUCUCCACGCGCCAUGUCUCCCACGUUGGGCACGCCGUACCACUACCCACCUGCACCAUUCACGCACCCGCACCACCACUCAACACCCCAGGGAUAUGGUUCAGUGCCUCUUCCCUGCGGCAUUGCCCUUCAGCAACACCAGCAGCACACCCAGUUGCCGACCGAGUGUCAGGAUCGAAGGGACUCUGGCUUUGAGGACACUAUGUUGGGGAGGUGUGACAUAUGUGAGACAAUUGUGAGUGAAAGUGGCUCUAUCAAGGCGGUGAAGUUCAUUGAGCAUGCGUAGUUACGAUACCAAGCCGGCUUCCGUUGAGACGCUGGCUUAUGGACACUGGCCAGGGUAACGCAGCCAAGACAGGCCUCAACAUAUAGGUGGUCAACGAGAGAGCUUGCGCCUGGCCACCACUACAACGCGAGUUUCAUCAUCAUGUCGAUUAAUGGGUUUAUGUGCUGUGAAUGUCUAAAAAUAUUGAAGAGGAACCGAAUCCUUGUUCUAGUGCAGCAGUACCAGCAAAUCAGGUGUCAAAUGUUACAAGAAUUCUUAUGCAUUCAAGCCAAGGAGCUUUUCUUGUUGUAUAUUCUCAAUAUGUUUCACUAUCAACAGAGCAUGAUAUGUAAAAUUCCAAAAGGACGAUGAACAUGAGGUGCUCCUCCGCACCUAAUAGGUAUUGGUAGAGAUUCAGCUUCGGUAACAGCGCACAAAGAACGGACAAAAAAACAUAAAAAACAGCAGGACAAGCGCAUUACCUUCUAUCAUUCUUGUUCUUUGUGCGAUUUUACCAAAGAUGAACCAACUCGCCAGUUGACAUUUCUACUAGACGUUGGAUAACUUGCACCUGCUGUUUUGUGAGAUUUUAUGUGUAAGAUACAGCUGAGCUAUGGGCACCCAGACGUCGGAGCCGUUUAGUGCAUGCCCUACACAAAUUUCUCUUCAUAUGGCGCAAACAAUCGCCAUGCGAGUGUGGUGCGCUAGUUUAAUAUGUGACACCACCUUCGAAAAACAGACAUUGCAGUGGAUCACCUGUGUUGUGACUGUGUUGUGCGUGACUAGCACAUUGGGACUCAUCCAUCGUAGAGACCUGCAAGUUGUAAGAUUUGUGCGAAUGUGAGAUACUUCCUAUUACCUUAGCGGUCGGACAAAUAGUGCCGUGUAUUUCUUUUUAUUGCUGUAGUAUGGAUGCCAAGCAGGAAAUCAAUGAAAUAUUGCCUGGACUGUUACAAUCCCGUCAUGCAUUUGAAGAGAUGAUGUGCCUACAGCGCCACAAUGUAAAAUGCAGCGUUGAUAAUAUUUGUUCAUAUUUUGCGAAGCUGUGUUACAAAGUUUAUAAAUGUUGUUGCCAAUGCACACGACAUGGAAAUUGUUUACUGCAGUCACGAGCAUAAUGAGCCAUAAUUCACUUUUAGGAAGAGGUGACGUGAUAUUUUACCUCUAUGAAACUGCUGAUGUUGCAGUGUUUUUGCGUGCUAAACAAUAAAUCAUCAUCAACGAACUCUGUGUAAAAUCUAAGCAAUUUAUGCCAGAAUUGUAACUUCACUUCGCGAUUUAGUUUACCUGACAACAAUCAAAAGUUGUUUUUCUUAAAAUUUGAAAACUCUCAAUUACCGAAAUUGCAGAAGUGCAAACGAGCACCCAGUUAUAUCAAAUUGUUCGGUCUUGAUUAGCGAUCUUAAGUGCGUACUAUAAAUGUUACGAAAAAUCCCCCCCCCCCUUUCUUUAGGAGAACAAACGGCUCACAAAUCUUUUUCUACGCUACAGGUUGUGUCUAAAACCCC
Messenger RNA from Rhipicephalus sanguineus (brown dog tick), 4739 nucleotides. RefSeq lists its product as uncharacterized. Bases 766 to 3252 code for a protein of 828 amino acids. Gene Ontology annotation, cellular component: membrane. Gene Ontology annotation, biological process: G protein-coupled receptor signaling pathway. Gene Ontology annotation, molecular function: G protein-coupled receptor activity. Lineage: Eukaryota; Metazoa; Arthropoda; Arachnida; Ixodida; Ixodidae. The transcript has 2 exons. The record is from RefSeq and is a predicted model, not a curated record.